Molecule: messenger RNA, 1815 nt
Organism: Phytomonas sp. EM1
Lineage: Eukaryota; Euglenozoa; Kinetoplastea; Trypanosomatida; Trypanosomatidae
Source: the annotation of a GenBank genome assembly
AUGUUGAGGCACGGUCCUAUUUACUUGCUAAAAUACUUAGCAGGCACACGCGCCCGUGUUGGGGGCUCGGCUGCGAACCUUGUCCAACAUUACUUGGAGCUCGACAAUGCAUCACGGCAUGUCGCCAAUGUGCCCUCUUCGCAGCGGUAUUUUUAUGAGAAAGGGAAAGAUGACCAUGAUGGGUUAUCACAGAGGCAGAAGAUGAUUCAGCUGCGGCUUGGCGCCGCACAGAUGCUGGCUCCGUCGCAACAUCAAAUCGGUAAUCAUAACAACGCUCAUCCGCUGUACUACGCGCAGACCUCCCCGCGUGAGGCUGGCCUCUGCGUUCCCCUCGUAAUAGCUUUAAGAAACCUCAAGAUUCGACAGCUCACGGAGCUGCAGGGGGCCCUCAUUCCCCUCAUCCUCAAGGGCAAACAUGUCAUCGCGCACUCAGAAACGGGUACCGGAAAGAGUUUCGCUAUUGCGCUCGCCAUCGCGAACCGUAUUAUUCGAGGUGGCAUCAACUACCGCCUCCACACGAUUAUCUUGGUGCCGACGGAGGAACUAACCCUGCAGUACGACAAGUGGUUUCGACACUUCGGCGGCUGCACCUCGCAGGUCGUGCAGGCCGCGAUCGAUAGCAUCCCACUCGAAGCCCAGCUCGCGAGGCUGCAUAACGUUCAGCCGCACGUGCUGGUCGGAACGCCGCAGCGGAUUGCUGAUAUCAACCGCCAUAGCCCCACAACCAUCGGGGAGAAGCUUCGCCGGAAGGUGGACUGCGUUGUGCUCGACGAGGCGGAUUUGAUUCUUUCCACGCCUGUCAACUACGGCCGGCAACGGUUGAGCGGCGCCAACAUCGUGGAUCGCAUCUUUCGCAGCCAACCAGACGAGGUACCCGCUCAGUUGAUUGCCGCCAGUGCGACCGUCGACGGCGCCACCGCGCAGCUGCUAAACACGUGGACUCGCAACGACAAGGCGGUGCGGCUGACUACGAGCUUCGUGGAGCAUAGUAUUCCCCCGACCAUCAGUUUUUACUUCUUCUCCGAGACCCGGGCUUACCCACUUUGCAAAGGGUUGGAGCUCAUCCUGAGGUUGAUCUGUCGGCAAGUAGAUCUCCCACGUAUUCUGCUCUUCACGGAAGAGGAACAGGUGAUGCCGCUUUGUCGAAUGCUCGUGGAGCAGCUUCAGCCGAAUAUUCCAGAGGCGGAGCAGUUCCUGAAGGGCGGGCGCAGCAAUCGGGAACGCUUCUUCGCCGCCCCCCUCUGCUCAACGCUACCGCAGACGCAAGACGACGGUACGUCAGUGCAUACACGCGGCCAAAAUCCUCUUGAAAAUGGCGUGAGUCCUGGAGCUUCCUCGAGCCCGCGACGGAGCCAGCUCAUCGCACAGGCACGCCACGUCUACGUCAAGGAUAGCAGCACCCUCUCUAAGCUUAACGAAGGGGAUCUCUUGAUUGGGGUUUCCAGCUUCGCGAUUAGCCGAGGCCUGCACGUGGAUGGGGUUACCCAUGUGAUUCUCUACGGCAGCUGCCCGCCUGCCACGCAGUUCGUGCACUGCGCCGGUCGCACGGGCCGCAUGGGGGCGGAGGGCGACGUUAUCGUUCUCUUUCCACCCUCUUCCGGGCGAACCGUUCAACAGGUUUGCCACUCGCUGGAUCUCUCCUUUAAGCCUGGCAAGCUCGAGACGGUGGCGGAUAUGCUGAGCAGCGAUGACUUUUCUACCGCUGGGUCACUAAAGACACUGUCGGAUGAAAACGAGUACUUAGCGGCUGAGAUUAGAAAAAAGAAACUGAAGUACCUGCAUGAAGAUACCUCACUUCUCCCUUCACCUAGUUGA